Molecule: messenger RNA, 654 nt
Organism: Staurois parvus
Lineage: Eukaryota; Metazoa; Chordata; Amphibia; Anura; Ranidae
Source: the annotation of a GenBank genome assembly
AUGGCGGACGCAGAUUACGAGUCGGUGCUCUGUGUGAAGCCGGAAGUGCACGUCUACCGGAUCCCGCCCCGGGCCUCUAACCGGGGAUACCGGGCGGCGGAAUGGCAGCUGGACCAACCGGCCUGGAGUGGGCGCCUCCGGGUCACCGCCCGGGGGAAUGCGGCCUUCAUCAAGCUGGAGGACCGGACCACCGGUGAGCUGUUCGCUCAGGCCCCGGUGGAGCAGUUUCCCGGCAUCGCGGUGGAGAGCGUGGUGGACUCCAGCCGAUACUUUGUUCUCUGCAUCGAGGACGGGAGCGGGCGGCGGGCGUUCAUCGGGGUGGGCUUUGCCGACAGAGGAGACGCCUUCGACUUCAACGUCGCCUUACAAGACCACUUCAAAUGGGUGAAGCAGCAGUCAGAGUUUGCUAAACAGGCGCAGAACCCGGACCCCGGACCCAAACUGGACCUGGGAUUCAAGGAGGGACAGACCAUCAAGAUUAAUAUAGCGAACAUAAAGAAGAAGGAAGGCGCCCCCCCUGCUAAACCGAGACCACUCAGCGCAGGACCAAGCCUGCUCCCCCCACCGCCAGGAUCCAAGACUCCCAUUCAGCACAGCACUCCACAGCCAGCUGCUAAUGCAGGUAACCUGUCAGAGCUCCGUGGUGUCGCGUAG